AUUUCCCGUGCUGCACCGCGGCCUUCCUCUUUCUCUUCCGGUCCCACGCGCUUCGGCAUCUGAGGGCCCGGGUGCAGACAUGGCCAAGUCCAAGAACCACACCACGCACAACCAGUCCCGAAAAUGGCAUAGAAACGGCAUCAAGAAACCCCGAUCACAACGAUACGAAUCUCUUAAGGGGGUAGACCCCAAGUUCCUGAGGAACAUGCGCUUUGCCAAGAAGCACAACAAGAAGGGCCUGAAGAAGAUGCAGGCCAACAACGCGAAGGCCAUGAGUGCACGUGCUGAGGCUGUCAAGGCCCUCGUGAAGCCCAAGGAGGUCAAGCCCAAGAUGCCAACAGGCGGCAGCCGCAAGCUCAGCCGACUUGCCUACAUCGCCCACCCCAAGCUCGGGAAGCGUGCCCGUGCUCGCAUCGCGAAGGGCCUCAGGCUCUGCCGGCGAAAGUCCCAGGCCAAGGCUCCAACCAAGGCCAAGCCACCUGCGGCUGCGGCUCCAGCUGCCAAGGGUGCCCAGGCCCCCACCAAAGCUCCGGAGUAGGGACCUUCAUCUGCCAGUGUGAGGACAGAAGGACUGGUGUGACCCCCUGGGCUGCUGUCUGCGUGGGGCUGGUGUCCUCCUGUGCUAUUUGUACGAAUAAAUCUGAGACAGGA
Budorcas taxicolor (takin) is the source of this 651-nucleotide messenger RNA. It is a transcript of the gene RPL29, whose product is annotated as ribosomal protein L29. Gene Ontology annotation, molecular function: structural constituent of ribosome. The record is from RefSeq and is a predicted model, not a curated record. NCBI's taxonomy places the organism in Eukaryota, Metazoa, Chordata, Mammalia, Artiodactyla, Bovidae. The coding region runs from base 80 to 538 and encodes 152 amino acids. Gene Ontology annotation, biological process: cytoplasmic translation. The transcript has 4 exons. Gene Ontology annotation, cellular component: cytosolic large ribosomal subunit; ribosome.